UAGAAAAAAAAAAAAAUGAUGGCCCGUCUUCUUGACACCAUAACUCCAAAGUCCUGGGAAUGCAAACAAGAGAACAGCUGCCUUUCUCCUGUCACCCCCAAGAAUCCACCAGACUCCAAAAGCAUGAAAGAGCUGAGCCAGAGAGAGCUCUCUGAAGAUGAAGCUUGGGAGAGAUUCUUUGCUGCUUCUGCUCUCGAAAAGGAGGAGACCAAUGAGCUCUUUGAGGCUCUGUAUGGGUUAUAUGGUGACAAGCUGUUUGAUGGUACCACUGGGCAAGAUGGUGUUCUCUCAGCUGAGGACAAAAUCUUUUUGAAAGAGUUUCCUGAGAAGAAGAUGGAACUUGAGGAGCGUAUCCAAGGCCUUCAGUCCAUUGCAGACCAAGUUGACAAGACCCACAAGAAAUGUACCAUCACCAAUGUGGUAGCCGGCUCCACCAGCGUCAUCUCUGGUGUCAUGACCAUCCUGGGCUUGGCUCUUGCACCGGUUACGACAGGAGGAAGCUUGAUCCUCUCAGCUUCUGGGAUUGGCUUGGGGGCAGUAGCUGCGGUCACCAGCCUUUCCUCAAGUGUCAUUGAACAUGCCAGCAAUUUGGCAGCAAAAGAGCGAGUGAGCAACCCCAAGGGAGCAAAGGGCCAAGCGGCCGUGGUGGUGUUGUGUAAGGAGGCAUCCCAAGUUGUUUCUGUUGUUCAGAAGUGUGUUUCUAUAGGUAACCAAGUCAUAGAAGACAUCAACAAGAACAUUCGUGCCUUUCACUUGGCUAAAGCCAACCCCCGUUUAACUACUACUGCCAAAAAUCUCAUGACCACUGGGUACCUCUCAACUCGAAGUGCCCGGAAGGUGGAGAAGGCCUUCGGUGGGACGGCCCUAGCCAUGUCCAAAGGCUGCAGGAUGAUGAGCGCCAUGACAGCAGGGGCAUUGGUUUUGGUAGACGCGAUUACCUUCAUUCGGGACCUGAACCAUUUACUGCAGGGAGCAAAGGCUGAGGUGGCAGGAGAACUGAGAGAGCAGGCUCAUGAGCUGGAAAGGAAACUGGAGGCACUUUCCCAGGCCUAUCACAGUCUGUUGGAUAGCAUCCCCUCACACAGCAAUGGAGAAGGGGAGGCUGGCGAUGAUGUGAUGGCUUCAGCUUAAUAGGAGCACAAGAGUGCCUUCCUUUAGGCUAAGAUUUGUGGGGCAGGGGCUGAGGGAAAGUUCAGCCUGCAGACCACUGCUAGAGUUCAGACACUGUCUUAGGAGAACUAAGGCAUGCAUCUGGACCAGGGACAAACUAACUGGCGCUCCCAUCUGGCCAAGAAAUGACUAAUGAAUUUUUGUCGGUAUUGUUGGUUCCCAUAUUUUUCUUUGUCUAUGUUUAUGACUCUCUCUCUCUCUCUC
Molecule: messenger RNA, 1374 nt
Organism: Dromiciops gliroides (monito del monte)
Lineage: Eukaryota; Metazoa; Chordata; Mammalia; Microbiotheria; Microbiotheriidae
Product: apolipoprotein L6-like
Biological process (GO): lipid transport; lipoprotein metabolic process
Cellular component (GO): extracellular region; membrane
Molecular function (GO): lipid binding
Source: RefSeq, a predicted model, not a curated record